AUGGCUUCAACGGACGAAGACCCCGCCCAGUCGCUGGUAACAGAAUUGGUGAAGGCCCUGCAGUCCCAAAGGUCGGCAGAACAGGUAGACUUGCCCUAUUUUAGACCCGAAAUAAAUGAAUCCAGUAAAUGGAAUUCUAAGAAGUGUUUUCAGUGUGGGAAAUUGGGACACGUUAAAGCAAAUUGCGUCAAGAAAACCAAGUUAGUGUCAGACGACAGAUACAACGUUGAUGAAAGUCUCGCCACCAUAACAGAUCGUCAAGGAUCACGCGUUGUGCGACGUCAGCUGCCUGGCAUAAAUCGCGUUUCAGAAGAUUUUGGUGCUUUAGUCACAGAAGUUGAAGUACCUGAAGAACAUCGCGUGGGUCUUGAAGUUAUAUUGCAAGAUUUUAGUGGCAUGAUUACAACAGGCGAUAAAGUUGGUGCAAUGAAUAAUGUCUGCCUGAAAAUUCGUCUUGAAAAGGAAGUAGUCUUCCGCAUGUCGAUUAUUUCAGCAGAAAUCCUGUACAAAACAAUUCUCCGAGUGUCGCAUAACAGUUGGGCAUACAUAGAGCAAAAAGGAAACGAAGAAGUUCAGAACAUGCUACGACAACUCAGAGAAGGCAACCUUGAUGCAAACCAGUAUGCUGAAGAGGAUGAAAUGCUUUAUUCAAACAAGUAA
Molecule: messenger RNA, 660 nt
Organism: Acanthoscelides obtectus
Lineage: Eukaryota; Metazoa; Arthropoda; Insecta; Coleoptera; Chrysomelidae
Source: the annotation of a GenBank genome assembly